GAUGCGGUGCCGGCCAGCCGCCGAGCCCUGAGCGGAGGCCGGGACGGCAAUGAGCGCUGCCGCCGCCAAGCUUUACAUUUGAAGCCAGCAGAGUACAAGCAGUGGCUGUCAGGCACCGAGGUGUCCCCCAUGCCAGCCCCCAAGGAGCACUGUCUGUGUGCAGGCUGCUGGGCUUGAUGGCUCUCAGGAAAGCCGAUACUUUACAGCUAUUUCCGAAGUUCCUGUUCUUGGAGAGUGCGAACCGAGAUGUCAGCAAACAUGAGUCUGGAACAGUGAGGUGUCUCCCCAUGGGGAAGGAGGGGAAGACUGCUGCUUACCUGGAACAGGUGGAAUAGAGAGGAACAGAUAAGAGGGCUUCAUGACACUGCCUCAGACUGGUCUGCCCAGGUCUUGAGAGCUAAACAAGGCUGGGAAUGGUCCCUACUUGUACUGAGACAGAAAGUUUUUACAGCACUGGCUCUGAAAGGAAUUUCGUAUGAUCUGGUACCAGUGAACCUCAUUAAGGAUGGAGGACAGCAGUUUUCUGCUGAAUUCAAGGCACUGAAUCCAAUGCAGCAAGUCCCAGCCUUGAAAAUUGAUGGAAUCAUCCUUUCUCAGUCACUAGCUAUAAUUAAUUACCUAGAAGAGACACGUCCUAACCCCAGGCUCCUGCCCCAAGAUCCAAAGAAGAGAGCCCAAGUCAGAAUGAUCGCUGAUCACAUUGUCUCUGGCAUUCAACCACUCCAGAACCUGAGUGUCCUGAAACAAAUGGGGGAGAAAAAAAUGGAAUGGGCUCAGAACUGUAUCACCUCUGGCUUUCAAGCACUGGAGCAGAUUCUGCAGCAGACUGCUGGACGCUACUGUGUGGGGGAUGAAGUUUCCAUGGCUGAUCUGUGUUUAGUGCCUCAAGUUGCCAAUGCUGAAAGAUUCAAAGUGGACAUGGGUCCAUAUCCCACAAUAACCAGAAUAAAUAAAGCUCUCUUGGAGUUAGAGGCCUUCAAAAUAAGCCACCCUUCCCGGCAGCCAGAUACUCCUGCAGAGCUACGAGCUUGAAGCCUUUCUACUCAUUAAAUCUAGAAAGCUGGCAUGAUAAAGAAGAUAACACCUCCAAUUUGAGUAGGGAAAGACAGAAGACCUGGAAACAGUGUAGAUGGCUUACAGGAGCUGUGACUGUGCUGGAACACUUGCAGCUACUCAUUUUUUCUAUGCAGUCUAUCUCCAUGAAGCAGAUUAAAGCAGAAAUAUCCAUUAUGA
Molecule: messenger RNA, 1233 nt
Organism: Parus major (Great Tit)
Lineage: Eukaryota; Metazoa; Chordata; Aves; Passeriformes; Paridae
Gene: GSTZ1
Product: glutathione S-transferase zeta 1
Exons: 11
Coding region: 550-1032 (160 amino acids)
Biological process (GO): glutathione metabolic process; L-phenylalanine catabolic process
Cellular component (GO): cytoplasm; mitochondrion
Molecular function (GO): maleylacetoacetate isomerase activity; glutathione transferase activity
Source: RefSeq, a predicted model, not a curated record